This is a messenger RNA of Aureobasidium pullulans EXF-150, 2161 nucleotides long. RefSeq names its product Maf1-domain-containing protein. The transcript is spliced from 2 exons. Gene Ontology annotation, molecular function: RNA polymerase III core binding. The record is from RefSeq and is a predicted model, not a curated record. Lineage: Eukaryota; Fungi; Ascomycota; Dothideomycetes; Dothideales; Saccotheciaceae. Gene Ontology annotation, biological process: negative regulation of transcription by RNA polymerase III. Bases 294 to 1841 code for a protein of 515 amino acids. Gene Ontology annotation, cellular component: nucleus.
GGCUCUUGGUGUGACUCUGCUGCUCUUGCUCUUGCUACUGUUCCUGUCCUCUUCUUGUUCUAUUGGUCUGAUGCUAUCGCCUUCGACAUGACACGACUGUCUCUAUUGUUGACAGUUUCUCUUGGUAUAUUGACCUUGUCUCUUUUUAGGUUCAGUCUCGACUCAAGGUCUCCUUUUCUCCGACGUCGAAACCACCACCGAAAACAACAAAGAGAAAUUCGACAAGGGACCACGUUCUCGUCGUGUUGGUCGAUGCACCAUGUAUCAAUGUUACGGUUUUCCAGGCCUGUCGCAUGUUGGAGGUCCGGGCGUUAUCAUUGGCCAAUUGGCCAACAACCGUCUCAUGGCGUCACGUCACCAGCGCCGAGGAGAGGCAGCCGCAACCGACCUCGCUCGACCGCGCUCUCGCGACAACGUCCGCUCACAUCACCAGCUGCUCUACCACGACGACUCCUUGCUCCUUCGCAUCGCCCAGCGAUUUAUUAUUCGACUCGUCACAUUUAUCAACAUCACCAACACAGUGCGACACCCGUCCACUCGAUUAUCCGCUUAUCACCAACCUCCCGACUCUCCUUGCGCCCACCCCUUCGACCGUCGCAUCCCAUUGCGCGUUCCACAAACAUCUCUUUCACCAAGCUGGUCACUCGUCCAGCAAACAUCCGGACGACUUUCAGUGUCAUCUCACAUUCAAACACCCUUAUCGCUUCGCGUCGCAUUCGCCUAGCAACGGCGCAUCAACCUCCAGGAUGAAGUACGUCCCUCUUCGCGACUUCCAAGUCAUUACCGAUGCCCUGAACUUCUCGACAACCGACCUACACGUUAUCGGUAGCUGUGAUCUCUACACGACAAAGGCUGCCGGCAGCGAUAAGAAGUUGUACAAGAACAUUGAAUCCUCGCUCGAAAAGGAGCAUGGAAACCUCCUACGCUUGGCCGCAUCGCUAUCGCCCCCUUCAAUUCCUAUCGACAGCAGAAAGAAAGAACGCAAGCCGUCAAUUCACAUGCCAGAGAUCAAUCUCUCCCGCGAUAGCCCUUUCGGAUCAUUCAACCAAAUCAGUGCAAGACGCACAUUUGCCUACUUGAUCGCAACGCUCAACGCCUCACACCCAGACUACGACUUCUCACACAUUCUCCGACCUACGGAUUUCCGUAAGACAACAGGUACAGCAAUCAGAAGAAGUGUGGAUAGUACCCUCAUGAACAUGCGUCCUCGUCGCAUGUCUACACUUCUAUCACCCCACGCCAAAUCGUCUCUAAGUGCUGGUUCACCUCAAGGCAUUACAUCACCAAAUGCCGAAUUUGUAUGGGGUGAGCAAAUGUGGAAGCUGAUCGAUAAGGAGAUGGAUCUUCGAAGCUGCGAGAAGUAUACGUGGGACCCCGAAGACGAUCCUUUCGAGGCAGAGAGCGCACUUUGGAGCCAACAUUACUUCUUCUUCAACAAGGACAAGAAGAGAGUUUGUUACCUCAACUUCCGUUCGUUUAGUGUCUUGUCACAUUCGCCUGCCAAUGGCAUGCAUAUGCGCACCGUCCCGAUCACCAACCCUGGAGUUGGUGAGGGAGCCGGCAAAAGAGCCCAGUACUGGCUCGGUCACAGCGUCGAUGACAACGACGUCGACGACUGGAGAGAAGACGACGAUAUCGAGUUUGAGGACUCGAUGAGCAUCGACAAUGACAGUAAUGAGGGCGAGUACAGAAACGACCUCGAUGAUGUCCGCGACAAGCUUGAGGAGGGCUACUACGCAUGGGCUGACGGUACUGUCGACUCGAAUGACGCUUCUGGCUGGGAUCCCCGUCGUAUCCAUCGUGGCUCUAGUGAGGGCCCGGCUGAUGCGAUGGAGAUCUAAUCUGCUGAGCGACAUCUCACCUCGACGGGUUGUUUCUCUCUGUCACUUUUCAUGAACGCUGGACGUCGAUUUCUUGUUGAUACUAAGUUAUAAUUCUGGGUUGGCGUGGUUUACGGUUGGCAGGCAAUGGCGUUUUCAGUAUGGCGUUUCUGGCGUGUUUGUUCGAAUGAACUCAUGACUAUACCAGGCGCAGGGACUUGGAGUGGGAAUAAUCAAGUGAUCCUACUCUGGAUAGUUGUGUUCAUAGCUUUUAUAUUGUUCUUUACACCUGAGUUUGCUCGCAUUAAAUCAUUCUCAAAGACGCGGUUUCACGUAACACC